CUUCAUAACUUCACAAUUUAAUGAAAUGCACAACGUGAGUCGUGGAGGUUCAUUGCAUGUGAUCUGCAUUCUGCGGCAUGAUGCCAUGUGCGUCGGUCCCUGGACAAUGCCUCUCCCGUGGUUGUCAUCGCUAGAAAACCAAGCUUCCAGAUCGCGGGGGCUGUAACGAGAUAACCCAACUCAACAAUAGCCAAGCCUCUGAAAUUCACGAAACGAAACGAAACGAAACGAAACGACCAUCAAACAUUUCGAUCCUCUCGACCUUUUCGACCAUCUCCCUCCUCCCUCCGACCCUUACCUCCCAUCGCUUCCACUCCUUGAUCGCUGGAAUACUGUAUCGCCGUCUGAUAGACAUCGCCCAACUGAAGGAUAGGAAUCUUCUACUCGAAUGUUACCACCCUUCCACCAGGAAAUAACAUGUCGUAGCAGACUCCAUACUCAAUAACGCAAGAUGGCUACGCCCGCACAACUUGACGAGAAGCGUCGGCGAGACGAGCCAGAAUCCUCAACUCAGGGCGGGAUAGGACGAAUGGCUACAGAAGCUCAACUGGCAGAGAAAGUCCGACGAGACAAAGGAGGGCCCGACCCGUUUGCGUCAUUUGCAACUCCUGCGCAACUAUCAGAGAAAGCGCGAGGACGACCUCCUCCGUUACCUCCCCGAACAAACUCUGUUGCGGGUCCGCCACCAUAUACCUCAGACGAUGCACGGAGAAGUGAGCUGAUCUCGGAGCAAUGGAGAUCCCACGACCCCAGAUCCUCUUCCACACAUUCCUUGGUGCCUUCAGAAACAGGGAGAGAUGGCAGACGAACACUACUUCUCGUAUACGUCCAUGGAUUUAUGGGCAACGAAACUAGUUUCCAGAGUUUCCCAGCACAUGUUCACAACCUCCUCACAAUUGCCGUCUCAGAGACCCAUGUCGUACAUACCAAGAUCUAUCCAAGAUAUAAAUCUAGAAGAGCUAUCGAAUUUGCCAGAGAUGAUUUCAGUACCUGGCUCGAACCUCAUGAGAAUCAUUACACCGAUGUUGUUCUGCUCGGACACAGCAUGGGAGGGUUACUGGCAGCCGAAGUUGCUCUGCAGAGACCUUUAACCCCAGCUACAGGGAAACCUUUCCGCCAUCGAAUCUUGGGUACCAUCAGUUUCGAUACCCCAUUCUUGGGCAUGCAUCCAGGUGUUAUUGCGAGUGGUAUUGGUAGUCUCUUCAGACCAGCAGAUCCUCCAAAGCCACAACCAGCACAUAGCGGGAGUAUGUCACCAAUCAGCAGUCAAGCAUCAGCUUCGUCUCCCAGCUAUGCUCCCUCGUUGGCAGAUACGGAAUCAAACCUUAGCUUGGUACAAAGCAUCACUUCGCCUCUAGCAAGUCCUCCUUCCAAUGACCCCUUCUUCAACCCUCCAUUCCCAAAUGAUGUCCGGUUACCAGAACGUAAAGGCUGGAACAGUCUCUUACACUUUGUGAGCAAGCAUUCCGAUGGCCUCACAACGGCUACGAAGCAAUACUUCAUGUCACAUCUGGAAUUUGGAGGCUGUUUAGCAGACUACCCAGGUUUACAAGAUCGAUACAAGAGGCUUCGAGCUCUGGAGGAUGUGGAUGAUGUUGCGCAAAACAAUAAUCCAGGCUACCGGCCACCAGUGCGGCGAAUUAGGUUUGCCAACUACUAUACAGCAAGUACGGGAAGACCUAAACCACCAAAAGUUCCUCCUGGACAUAUGAUUGACAAGGAUGGCCAUCUCCAACCUAUCGAGACUGAAAUGCAAGAUAUGAGUGUGCGUUCUAGUGGGAGCCAUUCUCCCACGCCUACACCCAGCAUUACCGUCGAUGAACAUAGUGAGGGUCAUAUUACACCCCAGCCACUUGAAGAUGGGCCUGAUGCAUCUCCAAUUGAUGCGCAGAUGAAAAAUCUUGGCGAGAGUUCUGGCGUACAGGAUGACUUCGAUGAACCAUCUCCAAUGAGACACAUUGACUCAAUACCAAUUCCAGACGAUGAUCCUUACCAUCCUUUGAGCAUGACAGAAACCGAAGGCGCUGAAGAUGAGCCAAGAAUCGAAGUACUAUCAUCUGAAUCUACCUUGCCACCGAUACCAGACAUGCCUAUCGAGCCAGAGCAAGUUGACCUGAGUCUAUAUACUGACAAGGACGAGCGUAAAAUCGCAGAGAAAGAAAACAAGCGUGUCAUGAGAACGUAUCAGCAAGCUAUCAAGGAUCGAGAGAGCGCUAUCAAAGACCGCAAGAAGCUUGUCGAGAAGCGUGAGAAAAAGGUAAGGCAAGAACAAGAGAAGCGGAUCAAAGAGAAAGAGAAGCAGAAAUCCAAGGAGCAGAAAGAGGAAGAAAAGCGCAAAGCUACCAUCAACCCCGAAUCUCCUCGAGAAAGACAAGCAUCUGUUGCUUCAUCAACGAAAGAUGACAAACCAAAGCGAGACAAGAAGUUUUGUAUGCUACCACCUACAUAUGGUGGCCAGAGGGAUAAGUGCUGGGUCAGAGUAUACAUGGAGGGUGUUGAUGAAGUGGGAGCCCACUGUGGUCUUUUCUUUCCAGGCCCCCAGUACGAGAGUUUGGUCGGAGAUGUAGGAGAGAGGGUCCGGAAAUGGGUUGAAGAGGACGCUGUCAGGAGAGCGGCUAUCGACUCGGAGAGGGUUUGA
Messenger RNA from Mollisia scopiformis, 2638 nucleotides. RefSeq lists its product as uncharacterized. NCBI's taxonomy places the organism in Eukaryota, Fungi, Ascomycota, Leotiomycetes, Helotiales, Mollisiaceae. The coding region runs from base 452 to 2638 and encodes 728 amino acids. The transcript has 3 exons. The record is from RefSeq and is a predicted model, not a curated record.